GUCGUCCCUUCUCUGAGGAAAAUGAAUCUUUUCAUUCCACUGCAACGCCUUGUUGAAAUUCAAGACUUCGACUUCAAAAGUGCAAGUCGAGUCCAAUUCAAUUUAAUAGUUUCAUAUAAGAGAAAGAGCUCUUCACCAGAUUUCAGUGUUUUCGAGGGAUUCAAAGGCUUUCAAAAUGUUAAAAUAUAUGUCACGUUUUUGGCACCUGAAACUCUGAAUUUAGAAUUUAUGACUCAUUUCGACUUCUUCUGCAACGAGAGAUACAAAGAAAAAUUAAUGCAACUUACUGUGUUUUAUAAUUUGGGAGGGAAAUCUGAGUUAAUUAAAAACACCAUUGAAAAGUGCUUUUAUGACGAUCUUUUAGUGUUACACGUGGGAGAAACGUAUAUUCUUAAAGGUGUGAAAGAUGCAUUUCUUGCUGACACUUUUCAAAAAGUUUAUUUUGAUCUUCAAAGUUGUGAAUUUUUGAAAUCGAUUUUUUUGCUGAAUGUGAAUUGUGAGAAAUUGAUUGCACCGAAAAGUGUGACGAAAAUGAAAAUAUAUAUGGUCAAAGGAUGUGUGAAGUUUGAUGAGUGUUUGCUUGAAGUUAUCAAAAUUAAUCAUUACAGUGGAACACCUUUAUUAAUUAACACUGACAAUUUGAGAGUUAAUAAAUUUGAGAGCACUUCUUCUUCAAUGUUAAAGUUCUAUUUAAAGGGGAUUUUAUAUGAAGAAGUUAUUUUUACAGAAAAAGUCCAAGAAACAAAAUGUUGGUUUCCAGAGCCACGUAAAUUCAAAUAUGUUAAAGAAAAUGGCGAAUGUACUGUAUUUAAAGCACUUUGCGUGUGUAUAAAUAGAACGAAGGAAUUUAACUCAAUGUAUACGAGAAAACUAGAAGGAGAUGUGAGUAUAAUACCUUGCACGGAAUUCAGUAAUGAGGGAGACUAUACCACUAAUACAGUAGCAGAAAAACUUAAAUUUGGUGAUGGAAAAUCAUUAAAAAUAAGAGAAGGAAAAUACAAGGAAAUUGAAAUUGGAAAUUUUGUGGAUUUUGAUAUUAAUAGAGCGGAAGUCGAAAUUUUGAAAAUUGAAAAAGUGAAUCAUUUUUCAUUUUACAAUUCUCAAAUUGAAGUUUUAACAGCAAAAAACAUCGAUGAGUUUUCAGGAGAUAAAAGGUUUAUCAAAAAGUUGGAAAUUUUGGAGAAGUAA
This is a messenger RNA of Entamoeba invadens IP1, 1188 nucleotides long. RefSeq lists its product as hypothetical. The transcript has a single exon. The record is from RefSeq and is a predicted model, not a curated record. NCBI's taxonomy places the organism in Eukaryota, Evosea, Mastigamoebida, Endamoebidae. The annotation marks the transcript as partial.